This is a messenger RNA of Phyllopteryx taeniolatus (common seadragon), 1026 nucleotides long. It is a transcript of the gene zar1l, whose product is annotated as zygote arrest 1-like. Gene Ontology annotation, biological process: translation. The transcript has 4 exons. The coding region runs from base 36 to 824 and encodes 262 amino acids. Gene Ontology annotation, molecular function: mRNA base-pairing post-transcriptional repressor activity. The record is from RefSeq and is a predicted model, not a curated record. Gene Ontology annotation, cellular component: cytoplasm. NCBI's taxonomy places the organism in Eukaryota, Metazoa, Chordata, Actinopteri, Syngnathiformes, Syngnathidae.
CCCUGUUCCCAAUCAGCUAAUUGGGAUCCCCUAUAAUGCCGUCCAAUCACAUGUUGUAUAAACCCGAUCGGGCGCGCCUGCCUCCGGUUUCACUCUAUGGCUCUAGGAUGGAGGGCUGCCCGUCCACCUUCCCUCCACCCUACGGCGUGCCGUGCGCCCCCGCUGCGGCCCCGGGGGGCGUCUGCUGGGCCAAGCGGGACCAGGCGCGCUUCGUGACGCCGCACGGCGUCAACUACCUGGAGCUGUGCAAGGCCAUCUUGGCCCAGGCGGGGCCGGCCAGCGGCACUCGGACCCGCGAGUGCGGCGUGCAGGUGAACGCCAAAGUGGACAAGACGGUGCAGUGCUCCCUGGGGCCCAAGACGCUCCUGGACCAGGGGGAGGGCGACCACCUCCAGCCCGAGGAGGAGGGCGAGGUCGGAGUUAAGGCGCCCAGCACGCCCCCUCUCGUGAGCCAGUUGCGCUUUUCCAUCUACUCACCGGUGUUCGAGCACCGAUUUCCGGCCAAGCUCGGUGACAGAAAGUCGGAGUCACGUGACGAGGAGGAAGACGAGAAGGACGAAGACCACAAGACCCCCGUCCAUCGUCCCAACAGGGGCUCCAACUUACAGUUUCUGGAGCAGAGGUACGGCUUCUUCCACUGCAAGAAAUGUAACAUCCGGUGGGAGAGUGCUUACGUGUGGUGCAUCUCGGGAACCAACAAGGUGUACUACAAGCAGCUCUGCCGGAAGUGUCAGGUGGGCUUCAACCCCUACAGAGUGGAGUCCAUCGUAUGCAAGAACAAAUGCUACACUUCUUCUUGGCGUCGUUGUGCAGGGCUGCUCUGAGACGUGCUGCAGCUGCGAGAGGAAGCAGAGGCACAUCAACAUGACCAGGCCUCACCGCCAGGAUCUGUGUUGCCGCUGCCGGGGCAUGAAGCUCUCCUGCGACGCCACCUACAGCUUCAAGUACAUAGUUUGAUUUUGUGAUGAUGUCGUUGCCACCCCCCACCCUGUUAUUUUUGUAAGGAAUAAACUAAGUGCAUCCCAA